GUUACAACUAAAGCAUGACGCAGCAACGUGUUAGACCAAUCAACAAUUUGUAGUAGAGCUGUACGUGAACACGCUGUUGGUCGUGAGCGGUGGAUCCACCGGCGAUUUCAGGGGCCGCCAAAAUGUAAAUUGCUUUAAUUUAUUUUUUUAAAUUCUUCCUUAAUAAUUGCCUAGGUAAUUUAAAAUUUUAAUGAAUAAUAAUGCUUUUCUAAAUUUGAUCUAACAAGUAAUGGAAAACGCAAUAAGUUUGUAUUCCUCCACGUGCACAUAUUUAUUUUUAAUUCCCUCCACUCCAGAAAACUAGUGUAUACUUGGUUUAGUGAAAAAUUUGUGUGGAAAAUUUAUCUGAAAUUAUAUACGAUGUAUCGUCAGGCCAUUCUGCAAAUUCUCCCUAAAUGGCAUUUUUGGAACAACAGAGUAUGUUUUUCUCAUGUGCGACUUAAGGAUAACUUUCAGAAGACCUUAGAAGUUAUCAAGGAAAGCCACAGAGCCCAUAAAUUCUGUGGUAUUCUCAUAAACGCUAAAGAAGUCACUCAAGAAUCUGAUUGUAUCUCUCUUCACCCUCCCGUAGAAAUUACCCUGAACAAAGAUGAGUUAGAAGCUCAUUCAAUUAUCUGUGAGCUAAAAGAAAUCAUUCAUAAAGAUAAGCCUGAAUAUAUUCUAAUUGAUACGAUCUUAAAAGCACUUAGAAAUAACUCUAAUGAGACACGUCAGCAGCUUAUUUCACUUCUCUUUAGUAUUGAUAUGGUUAAUUUCUUGAAUCCCAAGAGCCAGAGUUCAAAAGAAUACUUAAAAUCUUUUAUAAGUGAUGUUGAAUGCUUUUUUAGAAUUGCAAAUACGCUAAUUCCUGAUGAGUUUUUAGAUACCCAAGGAGCUUUAAAAAUGGUUGAAGCUAGAUUAUUUGAUCAUUUAGAGCAAAAUAUGUUAAAUGAUGGAUGUCUGUCUUCAAUCUCUUAUCUGUAUUCAAUAGUGCCCCAUGUAAUUUUUGAGGAAGGUAAUCACUCUAAUGAUCAUAAUAGAGAAAUGGAAGCUUUAAUGUCUGAUGCUGUUUCACUAAUUUCAACUAGGUUGUUACUACUGAACUGUGCCUCAAAAUCUAUUAUAGAGAAAUGUUUAUUGGCACGAAGAUUUUCACUUGCUAUUGACAGAGAUAAUUCUGAUUGUGAAGAGUUUUAUUUGCAGCAGUUUAGAGAUUGCUACUAUUUUUUGGACAAGGUGCCUUUUUAUUAUAUGUCAAGAAAAGAGAGACUCCUGCAGUACUUGAAAGACACUAAGAGUAGUAACAAUGCCUGGGAGUUUUGUGAAUUGCUUAGCUCUAUAAAUAAACUUAAUUCUGAUAUUGAUACGAAUAAAAAAUCUUUAAAUAGUGAUUUAAUUAUGAAUCGUCUUAAAGACAUAAUUCAUACUGAAAAGCCUGAAUAUAACAUAAAUAAAUUUAUCCUGAUGUCCCUAGAGAAUAGAACUCAUGACUUAAAAGAAGUAAGUCAGUUUAUAUCUCGAUUUCUUUUGGAUAUUGAUAACUUUGACUGUGGAAAACAGAAUUCAGAAGAAUAUUUAAUGCAUUUCAUACAAGAAUUAGAACGUCUUAUUAAUUUGCAUGGUUAUAGUAUUGCUAAUUUUUAUGGUUAUAAUAUGCAUGACAGAAAAAAUUUCAAUGCUUUAGAAAAAAUUUCUACUACUUUAAUGUAUAUUACAAGGAGCUGUACAGCAGACCUUCUAAGAGCAUUAUGCCAUAAAUACCAAUUGCAUUUCUUCGACGAAGAGAAGAAAAAAAUUGGAUUUUUGAUGGUAGAUGCUAUUACACCUAUUGAAAAAUUUGGGUGUAGAACCAGUGGUAUUCAAGGGCACGGUAAGAUAAAAAGUUUUUUGUUGUUACGAAGAUCCUCCCUUCAGUAUUUCAGAGAUUUUUUUGAUUCAUUUCCUGUUGAUGAAACUCCAUUAAAACGUUUUGAUAUGAACAGGAUAGAUUUGUGCAUCGAGAAAUUAGAUAGGGAUAUUGAUAAUAUGUGUAAAGAUGCUGAAUUUUGGGCUUAUCUGGAAGAUGAGGAUGAUGAGGGUUAUAUCACUGAUUACGGGGAACACGAUGACCUCGAGGAGUAUGGCGCAUCUACAAUGCCUGAAUCACAUGUGUGGUGGGCUAAGUGUUCUCAAACCCUAAAUCGUUUAAGGAUAAAUAAAUUUCUUUAUCAACUUUGUUAUUUCUCUUGAGCUGUAAUACGACAUUCUAAUAAAAAGAAAUUUCUGUAUGUAACAGUA
This is a messenger RNA of Parasteatoda tepidariorum (common house spider), 2256 nucleotides long. RefSeq lists its product as uncharacterized. NCBI's taxonomy places the organism in Eukaryota, Metazoa, Arthropoda, Arachnida, Araneae, Theridiidae. The record is from RefSeq and is a predicted model, not a curated record.